AUGUCUUUCAACUCACCAUUCUUCAGCUUUUUCGACGCUAUUAACAACGAAGUGGAUGCAUUUAACAGAGCAUUGGAUAACCACGGUUACGGAUCCUACCAACCCAGACGUCAAAUAGCUUCCGGUGGACAGGACGAAAAACAGGUUGCCAAGAAGGACAAUGCAUCGAGGGAAGUCCAGGCUCCUAGGCAUUUGACUGACUGGUUUGACAACGACUGGUCAAUUUUGCCUAGAGAUUUUGGCUCCUCCAAUUUAACACCUCCGGUCGAUAUUUUAGAUCAUGACAAGAAUUAUGACAUUAAGGUCACUGUCCCUGGUGUUAAGGACAAGAAGAGCAUUCAUUUGGAAUACCACAAGGAAAAGAACCAAAUUGUGAUUACAGGUGAAAUUCCUUCCGGCUCAUCUGCAGAGGACAAAGACAAAGUGAAGGUGCAAGAACGUGCGUACGGUAAGUUUAAGAGAGUCAUCAGCUUGCCCGAGUACCCUCGUAUAGAUGCCGACAACAUCAAGGCCGAUUACAACAGCGGGAUCUUGACUUUGACUGUGCCUAAGCUUGAACCAUCCAAGAAUGGAGAAGAUGCAGUCAAAAAAAUCGAAAUCUCUUCUGAAGAAUCUUGGGGCAAUUAG
Molecule: messenger RNA, 627 nt
Organism: Torulaspora delbrueckii
Lineage: Eukaryota; Fungi; Ascomycota; Saccharomycetes; Saccharomycetales; Saccharomycetaceae
Gene: HSP26
Product: chaperone protein HSP26
Exons: 1
Coding region: 1-627 (208 amino acids)
Biological process (GO): protein folding; response to hydrogen peroxide; response to heat
Source: RefSeq, a predicted model, not a curated record